UAAUCAUAAACCCAUCAUUAAUCAGCAAGAGCAUUUUCAGUUGCAGAUUGAGAAUUCAAGAAGCUUUAAUUUCAUGGCAAGAGCAAGGAACCUCAAGAACUCCCCCAUCACUGCUAACCCAUCAUCUCCUCUGUUGCAAGUCCUCUCACUGUCUCCACUCACUUCACUAAUCUUCUCCCCGAACAAGAAGAACGCAAGAACACACAGGCUAUGUUCAUCCUCACCUCCCUCUCUCUUCCACCUCUCUCUCCUCCUCUUCUUCUCUUUCUUGGGAUUCUCUAUGAUCAGCUUCAUACCCAUAUCUCAGAACUCAGCCCCAUGUCCUUUCAUCUCUCCCUCAUCCCCUUAUCUGAGCUCUCCCCUUCGUUUGGCUUCACUAUCUGCUAGAGUUUCAGGCAGUGAUGAUGAGCCCAGUCUGUCAAACAGUGUGAUGGUGCCGCUACCGAUUCAAGGAGUUUCUGGGAACCUUUCCGAGGAGGAGAGGGAGUUCUGGCAGCAGCCGGAUGGAGAAGGGUAUCGACCGUGCUUGGAUUUCAGCAUCGAGUACCGGAGAGCAUCUGCAAAGAUUUCGAGGGAGAAGAGGAGGUUCUUGGUGGUUGUGGUUUCAGGAGGACUGAAUCAGCAGAGGAAUCAGAUAGUUGAUGCAGUAGUCAUUGCAAGAAUUCUUAGAGCAGCCCUGGUUGUGCCUAUUCUGCAGGUCAAUCUAAUCUGGGGAGAUGAAAGUGAAUUUUCAGACAUUUUUGAUGUUGAACAUUUCAAGAGGACUUUACGAGCCGACGUUCGCAUAGUGUCAUCCCUUCCUUCCACACAUUUGGUUUCAAGACAGUCCAUCGAAUCCCGAAUGCCAUUCAAUGUCUCUCCGCUUUGGAUACGUGCUCGAUUCUUCAAACAACUGAAUGAAGAAGGUCUAAUUGUGUUAAAGGGGUUAGAUUCUAAGCUCUCCAAAAAUCUCCCUACUGAUCUUCAGAAACUCCGCUGCAAGGUGGCCUUCCACGCACUAAGAUUUGCAGCCCCAAUUGGGGCGCUUGCAAAUCGUCUAACAAGAAGAAUGUGGAUCGAAGGCCCAUACAUCGCCCUCCAUCUCCGUCUAGAGAAGGAUGUGUGGAUAAGAACCGGGUGCCUCACUGGAUUAGGCCCCAAGUACGAUGGUAUUAUCACACGCGAGAGGAAAAAUCACCCUGAACUCCUCACCGGGAGGCUAAACAUGAGUUCCACCCAGCGACGUCACGCUGGACUCUGCCCUCUAAAUGCAUUUGAAGUAAUGAAGCUCCUUAAGGCUCUUGGGGCGUCGAACAGUUCACGAAUUUACAUCGCGGGAGGAGAUCCAUUUGGGGGAACAGAGGCAUUGAAGCCACUUGAAGCAGAAUUCCCAAACUUGGUGACAAAGGAGAUGUUGGCUCGUGACACCGAGCUCUCCCCAUACACCAACAGGUCUUCCAUCCUGGCUGCUAUAGACUACACCGUUGCCCUGAGCAGCGACGUGUUCUUGCCUUCCCAUGGCGGGAACAUGGGCCGUGCAAUGCAGGGUCACCGUGCCUACGUAGGACACAGGAAGUACAUAAAACCCAACAAGAGAGGAAUGCUUCCUUUCAUUGAAGACACCUCCAUUUCUGGUGCAGAGUUGGGGAGCAUCAUGAGGAAGAUGCACCAGAAGUCCCUGGGGCAGCCCGAGCCAGGGACAAGCAAGAGGGACCGAGACGUGAUCGCUUACCCGGUGCCCGAGUGCAUGUGUAACAAUUAA
Molecule: messenger RNA, 1741 nt
Organism: Malania oleifera
Lineage: Eukaryota; Viridiplantae; Streptophyta; Magnoliopsida; Santalales; Ximeniaceae
Product: O-fucosyltransferase 37
Exons: 6
Coding region: 74-1741 (555 amino acids)
Cellular component (GO): cytoplasm
Source: RefSeq, a predicted model, not a curated record